CAAUGUAUUGCUUCACUACGAUCUUAUGAAAUUCGAUCUGGAAACAUAUCGUAAACGUGCAAUUUUGAGGACGAAAAAUUCACGGCACCAUUUGGGAACAUCGACGAGCGAGUCAAAAUUUAAAGCUGUCAAAUUUCACUCUCCCUGAAUAAUGGCCAAUGCCACCGAAACUAAGUAUGUCACCGAAGUACCAAGCAGUCUUAAACAAUUGGCGCGUCUUGUUGUACGCGGCUUCUACUCCAUCGAAGAUGCGCUAAUCAUUGACAUGUUGGUGCGCAAUCCUUGCAUGAAAGAAGAUGACAUUGCAGAGUUGUUGCGAUUCGAAAAAAAACAAAUGCGCGCACGCAUCUCAACAUUGCGCAAUGACAAAUUCAUACAGAUUCGUUUAAAAAUGGAGACUGGACCUGAUGGCAAAGCACAAAAGGUCAACUACUAUUUCAUUAAUUAUAAGACAUUUGUGAAUGUUGUCAAAUAUAAAUUGGAUCUUAUGCGUAAGCGUAUGGAAACAGAAGAACGUGAUGCUACCAGUCGUGCCAGCUUCAAAUGUACAAACUGCGAUAAAACGUUCACUGAUCUCGAAGCCGAUCAAUUGUUUGAUUUUACUACAGGCGAAUUUCGUUGUACGUACUGUGGCAGCCCUGUGGAGGAGGAUAGUUCUGCGAUGCCAAAGAAAGACUCACGCUUAAUGCUAGCGCGAUUUAAUGAACAAUUGCAACCGCUAUAUGAUCUCCUACGAGAAGUAGAAGGCAUUAAGCUUGCACCAGAAAUACUUGAACCCGAGCCAGUGGAUAUAGACACGAUACGAGGCAUCGCAAAACCACUAUCCCAGCGUACCGAUGGGCAGCAAUGGUCUGGCGAGGCAACACGUAAUCAAGGAUUUGCUGUCGAGGAAACACGCGUUGAUAUUAGUAUUGGUGGCGAAAUACAGGAAGCUGUUACAGAACGUAAAGCUCGUCCUGUUUGGAUGACGGAAAGUACGGUCAUAACGGAGGACAAUCAUGAUGCCACGGAUGCCAUUCUCAACGAAGCUGCACAAUCAUCCACGCAGCAUACGAUAAGUGUUGGCGGCUCAACAAAUAACCGUAGUAAAAAGGAGAAUGAAGAUAUCAUGUCAGUGUUGCUUCAGCACGAAAAGCAAACAAAUCAAAAAGAUGCGCAAACGAAAGGUCUUAAAUAUGGAUCGCCGAAUGCGGACUCUAGUGAUUCUAGUGAUGAUGACAAUGAUAUAGAUAAUACGAAAAUACCCAAAGUUGAUUACAACAAUUUUAUCAAUUCCGAAUCGGAAGAAGAUGAUGAUGAUGUUCCUACGGUGCAUGUUGCCGGACGGCCACAUCCAAUUGAUCAAAUAAAUGAUGAACUUAUAGCCCAAAUGACACAACAAGAAAAAGAAAACUAUAUACAUGUUUAUCAGCAGCACUACAGUCAUAUUUACGAUUGAAAUGCAAAUUGUAUGAACUGGCAUGUAGUUGGGCUGCUAAGUUUUGGAUUGUAUAUUUUACUAGUUCAAUCUUAUUUCAAUUUCAAUUAUAUUGCAA
This is a messenger RNA of Anastrepha obliqua, 1535 nucleotides long. It is a transcript of the gene TfIIEalpha, whose product is annotated as general transcription factor IIE subunit 1. NCBI's taxonomy places the organism in Eukaryota, Metazoa, Arthropoda, Insecta, Diptera, Tephritidae. The transcript has 4 exons. Gene Ontology annotation, biological process: transcription initiation at RNA polymerase II promoter; transcription open complex formation at RNA polymerase II promoter. The record is from RefSeq and is a predicted model, not a curated record. The coding region runs from base 152 to 1438 and encodes 428 amino acids. Gene Ontology annotation, cellular component: transcription factor TFIIE complex.